Molecule: messenger RNA, 7359 nt
Organism: Piliocolobus tephrosceles (Ugandan red Colobus)
Lineage: Eukaryota; Metazoa; Chordata; Mammalia; Primates; Cercopithecidae
Gene: TLL1
Product: tolloid like 1
Exons: 22
Coding region: 661-3771 (1036 amino acids)
Biological process (GO): dorsal/ventral pattern formation; protein processing
Molecular function (GO): calcium ion binding; metalloendopeptidase activity; zinc ion binding
Source: RefSeq, a predicted model, not a curated record
UGCAUCCCCAAAUCCUCACACUUUUGCUCUCUUGCAGUCAGUUGCUUUGCUGGCUUCUGCAGGCUUUUAAGGUCUCGCGGCGUAGAAAUGCCUGGCCCCCACCCCCUUCCUCGGUCUCCCCUUUCAAUUCAGAUGUGCUGAUGUGCAGACCGGAUUCAUCUUCUCGGAGAGGCGGCGGCGGCUUUGGGCUCAGGCGGCGGCGGCUCGCGCUCGGCCGCGGAGUCCUGGCAGCAGCGGGGACGCGGCGCGGGAGCCCGAGCACUGGUGGCAGCUGAACCCGCGGGGCGCCGCUGGCCGAGCCGCGGCCGCGGGAAGUUCGGCAGCCAGAAGAACGAUCUGGCAGGCUACGAGCGCCAGCGCCGCCAGAGCCGAGUUUGCCUGCGCCCUCCCCGCCUCCGAAUGCCGAGUUCCUUACCUGCCCUCCGCCCACCCGCGGGCCCCUAGCCAACUUCUCCCUGCGACUGGGGGUAACAGGCAGUGCUUGCCCUCUCUACUGUCCCGGCGGCAUCCACAUGUUUCCGGACACCUGAGCACCCCGGUCCCGCCGAGGAGCCUCCCGGUGGGGAGAAGAGCACCGGUGCCCCAGCCCCGCACAUCAGCGCGGACCGCGGCUGCCUAACCUCCGGGUCCCGUCCCCUCCUUUUCCUCCGGGGGAGGAGGAUGGGGUUGGAAAAGCUUUCCCUGAGGAUGCUCGUGUGGCUGGUGGCCUCGGGGAUUGUUUUCUACGGGGAGCUAUGGGUCUGCGCUGGCCUCGAUUAUGAUUACACUUUUGAUGGGAACGAAGAGGAUAAAACAGAGACUAUAGAUUACAAGGACCCGUGUAAAGCCGCUGUAUUUUGGGGCGAUAUUGCCUUAGAUGAUGAAGACUUAAAUAUCUUUCAAAUAGAUAGGACAAUUGACCUUACGCAGAAUCCCUUUGGAAACCUUGGACAUACCACAGGUGGACUUGGAGACCAUGCUAUGUCAAAGAAGCGAGGGGCCCUCUACCAACUUAUAGACAGGAUAAGAAGAAUUGGCUUUGGCUUGGAGCAAAACAACACAGUUAAGGGUAAAGUACCUCUACAAUUCUCAGGGCAAAAUGAGAAAAAUCGAGUUCCCAGAGCCGCUACAUCAAGAACGGAAAGAAUAUGGCCUGGAGGUGUUAUUCCUUAUGUUAUAGGAGGCAACUUCACUGGCAGCCAGAGAGCCAUGUUCAAGCAGGCCAUGAGACACUGGGAAAAGCACACAUGUGUGACUUUCAUAGAAAGAAGUGAUGAGGAAAGUUAUAUUGUAUUCACCUAUAGGCCUUGUGGAUGCUGCUCCUAUGUAGGUCGGCGGGGAAAUGGACCUCAGGCAAUCUCUAUCGGCAAGAACUGUGAUAAAUUUGGAAUUGUUGUUCAUGAAUUGGGCCACGUGAUAGGCUUUUGGCAUGAACAUACACGACCAGAUCGAGAUAACCAUGUAACUAUCAUUAGAGAAAACAUCCAGCCAGGUCAAGAGUACAAUUUUCUGAAGAUGGAGCCUGGAGAAGUAAACUCACUUGGAGAAAGAUAUGAUUUUGACAGUAUCAUGCACUAUGCCAGGAACACCUUCUCAAGGGGGAUGUUUCUGGAUACCAUUCUCCCCUCCCGUGAUGAUAAUGGCAUACGUCCUGCAAUUGGUCAGCGAACCCGUCUAAGCAAAGGAGAUAUCGCACAGGCAAGAAAGCUGUAUAGAUGUCCAGCAUGUGGAGAAACCCUACAAGAAUCCAAUGGCAACCUUUCCUCUCCAGGAUUUCCCAAUGGCUACCCUUCUUACACACACUGCAUCUGGAGAGUUUCUGUGACCCCAGGGGAGAAGAUUGUUUUAAAUUUUACAACGAUGGAUCUUUACAAGAGUAGUUUGUGCUGGUAUGACUACAUUGAAGUAAGAGAUGGGUACUGGAGAAAAUCACCUCUCCUUGGUAGAUUCUGUGGGGACAAAGUGCCUGAAGUUCUUACUUCUACAGACAGCAGAAUGUGGAUUGAGUUUCGUAGCAGCAGUAAUUGGGUAGGAAAAGGCUUUGCAGCUGUCUAUGAAGCGAUCUGUGGAGGUGAGAUACGUAAAAAUGAAGGACAGAUUCAGUCUCCUAAUUAUCCUGAUGACUAUCGCCCGAUGAAAGAAUGUGUAUGGAAAAUAACAGUGUCUGAGAGCUACCACGUCGGGCUGACCUUUCAGUCCUUUGAGCAGGAGCACCAGGAGAAUCCAGGCAUUGCCAGUAAACCCAGAGAAUCUCUCAUCCUCAUCGGCAAGCCUAUUGAAAGGCAUGACAACUGUGCUUAUGACUACCUGGAAGUUAGAGAUGGAACCAGUGAAAAUAGCCCUUUGAUAGGGCGUUUCUGUGGUUAUGACAAACCUGAAGAUAUAAGAUCUACCUCCAAUACUUUGUGGAUGAAGUUUGUUUCUGAUGGAACUGUAAACAAAGCAGGGUUUGCUGCUAACUUUUUUAAAGAGGAAGACGAGUGUGCCAAACCUGACCGUGGAGGCUGUGAGCAGCGAUGUCUGAACACCCUGGGCAGUUACCAGUGCACCUGUGAGCCUGGCUAUGAGCUGGGCCCAGACAGGAGGAGCUGUGAAGCCGCGUGUGGUGGACUUCUUACCAAACUUAACGGCACCAUAACCACCCCCGGCUGGCCCAAGGAGUAUCCUCCUAAUAAGAACUGUGUGUGGCAAGUGGUUGCACCAACCCAGUACAGAAUUUCUGUGAAGUUUGAGUUUUUUGAAUUGGAAGGCAAUGAAGUUUGCAAAUAUGAUUAUGUGGAGAUCUGGAGUGGUCUUUCCUCUGAGUCUAAAUUGCAUGGCAAAUUCUGUGGCGCUGAAGUGCCUGAAGUGAUCACAUCCCAGUUCAACAAUAUGAGAAUCGAAUUCAAAUCUGACAAUACUGUGUCCAAGAAGGGCUUCAAAGCACAUUUUUUCUCAGACAAAGACGAAUGCUCUAAGGAUAAUGGUGGAUGUCAGCACGAAUGUGUCAACACGAUGGGGAGCUACAUGUGUCAGUGCCGUAAUGGAUUUGUGCUGCAUGAAAAUAAACAUGAUUGCAAAGAAGCUGAGUGUGAACAGAAGAUCCACAGUCCAAGUGGCCUCAUCACCAGUCCCAACUGGCCAGACAAGUACCCAAGCAGGAAAGAAUGCACUUGGGAGAUCAGCGCCACUCCCGGCCACCGAGUCAAAUUAGCCUUUAGUGAAUUUGAGAUUGAGCAGCAUCAAGAAUGUGCUUAUGACCACUUAGAAGUAUUUGAUGGAGAAACAGAAAAGUCACCAAUUCUUGGACGACUAUGUGGCAACAAGAUACCAGAUCCCCUUGUGGCUACUGGAAAUAAAAUGUUUGUUCGGUUUGUUUCUGAUGCAUCUGUUCAAAGAAAAGGCUUUCAAGCCACACAUUCUACAGAGUGUGGCGGCCGAUUGAAAGCAGAAUCAAAACCCAGAGAUCUGUACUCACAUGCUCAGUUUGGGGAUAACAACUACCCGGGGCAGGUUGACUGUGAAUGGCUGUUAGUAUCAGAACGGGGCUCUCGACUUGAACUAUCCUUCCAGACGUUUGAAGUGGAAGAAGAAGCAGACUGUGGCUAUGACUAUGUGGAGCUCUUUGACGGUCUCGAUUCAACAGCUGUGGGGCUUGGUCGAUUCUGUGGAUCCGGGCCCCCAGAAGAGAUUUAUUCAAUUGGAGACGCAGUUUUAAUUCAUUUCCACACUGAUGACACAAUCAACAAGAAGGGAUUUCAUAUAAGAUACAAAAGCAUAAGAUAUCCAGAUACCACACAUACCAAAAAAUAACACCAAAACCUCUGUCAGAACACAAAAGAAUGUGCAUAAUGGAGAGAAGACAUAUUUUUUUAAAAAAACUGAAGAUAGUGGCACAAAUGUUUUAUAUAAAGAGUUUGAACAAAAAAUCCCUGUAAGACCAGAAUUAUCUUUGUACUAAAAGAGAAGUUUCCAGCGAAACCCUCAUCAGCAUUACAAGGAUAUUUGAACUCCAUGCUCGAUGGUAUUAAUAAAGCUGGUGAAAGGGCAUCACGUACUUCAAGGAAGACUCUACAAGCUUUUGUUCACAGCUUGAAAUAGACGCCUCACAAUUCAGACAGUUUAAUUCAGGAGUUGUGACCCUGCAGAGUUCUUUUUGACAAUUUGUCAAGACUUAGGGACAUAAAAUGAUCUUGCAGGUCACAAACUGGAAAACACUAUUCUGGUUGUCUUAGGAUAAUUGCUGACUUUGUAUCUUGGAUAUGGUGUAAACCAGAUCCAUGUAAGGUGAUGUGAAAUGGGAGUCUUUUGAGGGUGACUUGUACUUUCCAUGUGUAUGUGUGUGUCUGGUGUUUGGAAACUGGGAUAUUUCAGCUUCAUUAUUUCCACUUGCAGGCCGGCUUAACCUCUGAAACACAAAUGAUCUUGAGACCACUUUAGUGUACUUACAUUUUGAUGAGUUUGAAAUGUCAGUGGUGUCUAUUAUUGCAGUUAAAUUCUAGACAUCAGUUCUUUGUCUCAGAAGAUGCCCAGUGAAAUGGUAAACUUAGUUCUUUUUUUUUGGAAGUGCUGCCUUUCACACCAAAUCCAAGAAGCCUGUGAUGUCUUACGAACCUUAUGAGAAAACGCCGAAGAGGUGUGAGCAGGAUUCUUCUGAAUGACUGUCUGGAUGGUUCAUUACACAAGUUACUGCUGCUGCUAUUGUCUUUCCUUUGUUGUCUAUCUGUUAUUGUUGAAGCUAUUAUUGUUGAUGUUUUCAUGGUUAAUCUAUUUUUUAAAAAAUGAAAUGAAGCAGAAGUAGGUCUUGUGAGAACUGAAAGAUCUCUUUCAUUUUUCUCUUCCUGGGAUUCAUUUUUUCAAAAUGCAAUGUUGGAAAAAAAUGUUUGUUUCUGAAAGACUUCUUAUGGUGCUAUUCCAUAAACUUUUUUUUAAACAAGUUUUUGACCUUUGAGCCAACCCACCUGUAGACUACGAAUGUCUCCCUAUGGCUGGUGGCAUUUGAAGACUAAAGACUUGUCAAAUAUAUCAAGAGUAUAUCAUUGCAAGGGCAACCCUUGUCCUGUGGAACAACUACUUAUAAUGCCUUAGAAUUCUUGCACAUGAUCAAACAGAUCCUCCUAAAACACACCUUUUGAAAUGUUGAACAUAAGAGUGUAUGUUAACUAAUAGCUCUAUGAAGAAAAUGCAUUUCCAUGACUGAAGCAUUGGAUAUAAAUAUGGUGUCCUGCUUUUUUUGUAGAAAAUGUAAUUUGAGGAUGAAUUUUCUGCUUUAAAGGCAUGUGUGUUUUUAAAAUUAAUGAAUGUAGAUGUGUGAUUGUCUGAGUGAGUGACACUACAAGAGGUAAAAAAUAAUGGGUGGUUGAAAAGUUAAAAUGUAUGUGCCAAGUUCUACUAGAAUUCCAUUUGAAAUAGCACCUUCCUUAGGUUUCAUGGACAAAUAAUGGGAACUUCUAAUUAUGAUCAAUUGCAUUAAAGAAAGGCUCUUUCCUUUAGAGAAACUCUAUUUUGAUGUCAAUAUAGAUUACUGUAUGAAGUACCUUUGUUUCUGUUACCUGUCCAUGAGCAUACAACAUUGAAUACAAUCGGGUAUAUUCUUUCAGUUUUACAAAAUUAAACUAUACACACAGAUGUAGCUUAUCUGUUUUUUUUCUUAAAUUGUUGCCCUGAAAAUAUUUCUUGCAUAUGAAUUGUAAAAUGUAAAUACAUUUUUAAAACCAACGUUUUGAUCUUAUUGAAUGUUACUUUGAAAAUGUGUAACUAUUGCCUGCAAUGUAGAUGAGCCUGUUAGUAGAGCUGAUUUAUUCCAGUAACUUCUUCCAUAUUUUCUCACUAAUCUCCAGUUAGCCAAAAUAUGCCAGGAAUGGGAAAGAGGAGAAAAAGUCAUUAACAUUAACACCUAUACUGUUCUAUACUACUCCUACCCCUGUGCUAGGAAUGUGCACUAGCUCUUUUUAAAUUCCAUGCUACACUUUGAGGGCUCUCAUCAUGUUCUCGUUUUGUAGUUCAGAAAGUGAGGCUCAAAGAAUUUAUUUAACCUUCCCAGAGUCACAGUGUAAAGUUAGAUGUUGAAAUCCAGUUUGUCUUAUAUAAGAGUCUCUGCUUGUUCUACAAAGGUAGUAGAAUCAAUCUUGACCUACAUAAAUAGUAGAUUUUUUAUGGUGAAACUUUCCCACAUAAAGUAAAUUUUAGGGGUGAAUUAGAGUAAAACUCUCAAGAUAGGCAUUUUGUUCUUUUCGAGAACAGCAUGAAACUUAGAAUAUCAAUGAUAGCUAUAUUUAAGAAUCAGAAUUAGUACUAGGAAUUUAAAAUAAACUAUAGUUUGGAGUUAGUAUGAACCUUUUGUGAAAAUAAAUAUAUUAAAUUAUUUUUCCUGAUGUGAUAGGGGAAAUGUAUUGAUCUAUAUUAAGAAAUAUUCUGGACAUUCUGAUUGAUAUGUUGUUAGGCCACGGUGAGCUAUGCUCUGCACAACUGAGAAAUUAGGUAUUUAGAAGGCAUACAGAGAUGUUGUCAUAACUAGGUCUUCAACAUGAAAAUUAAUUUUUAUUGUAUCAUAUCAGAUAUUAGUUUACCGCAUAUUAUUUUUAUAUUCAUUCAAUGUUUGCCUUAAAUGUGUUGUUAAAUGAAAAUACAGACAGCUUCAUUAUUGUGUUGUUAAUGAUUGUUACUUACUGCUCCAGGCAUUUUAUUAAAUUAAUUUUUUAAAUUAUUUUCCACCCUACAUCAGUAUAUUGGUUGUGCUUCAUAUUUGCCAAAGUCCUAACUCCCAUGUUGUCCUCUCUGACUACACAUAGAAAAAAACACUGUUCUCACUUGAUUUUAUUAAAUUAUUUUUAAAAGUCAAUUUUGAAUAUAACCGUAGUUUAUUCAGGAGAUAGUGACUUAACAUAAAUGGACAAAAUAACUUUUUAAAAGAAAUGGAUGAGAAGCAAUUGUGUUUCCGAAACCCUCAAGUAUCCCAUUCCUAUAUGGCUGGACUUUUGCUAUCUAUGAUUCAUUUUAAUAUGUCACAGUAUGAGAUUCAAAUUCUGCUUAACUUUGUUUUAAAAUAUCUUAGCCUUUUUUAGUUGGUUUGUAAUACUGCUGUAUUUUUGGUGAUAAGCUUCAAAUAUCAAAUUUUGUUCUGCCAUAUAGAAAAAUAUCUAAAAGCAUCAAAUAACUAAUUUUAUUUUUGUAAGGUUAAAAUUUAUUUUUUAAAAGAAACAUUAAAUUAUAUAUUUAUAUAGAUUUAGAAGGAGUAUAACCCUGUGUGAAAUUAUAAAUUACUGAAAACAGUUAUCAAAUAUUUGGAAACUAUUAUUUACUAAUAAGAGUAAGACUUGCCUUAUGGAAAAUUUUUGAUGCCACUUGUUAAAUCAGGUAUGGAAGGAGGAAAGCAGAAAAUAUAACUGCCUCCUAAAGAUA